UCUGCGAGUGCGCGCGCAUCAGUGUGCGAGCUCAGUUCUCAGCACCAAGGACAGCGUCUCUCACAGAGCAUCAGGUCACCCUUGACAAAACCUUGACUACGAUUCAAUCACGCCAAGAGCGGGACAAGUGAGCGCAGAUGACAGCAACAUUACUGCAAAACUGAUUUUUCCACCUUCUCCCGAGAGAGAGUGCAUAUGUGAGGCGACUAUCAACAGGAGCGAGCAUCAUUUUCUACAAAGGCGUGUUGACAUGGUUCUUGAGUAUGAACGGGUUUCAUGAGUGAAGCCCAUUCCUCUGCGGAGUAGACUGAGGCGGUCGCAUUCCAGUGCUGCUGGAGAGGACGCAGUGAGAGCGGAUCUGUCUAAUCAACGGGCAUCGACACGCAUCCUCCACGGGGCACUCAGCUUGACUCCUCUGCCAUCCAGGGCAAAAUGCGUCUGGUUCUGUUCGCCUUCCUCAUCUCGUGCUCCUGUGCGGGAGGCGGAUGCGAACCCAAGACUGUGAAUAUCGGGGCUGUCCUGAGCCAGAAGAGAUAUGAACAAGUGUUCAAAGACGCUGUCACCCAAGCCAACAAUAUAUACGGCAAAGAUAAGUUCAAGAUGAACGCAAUUUCUGUCACCCAUAAGCCAAACGCAAUUCAGAUGGCACUCUCCGUAUGUGAGGAUCUCAUCUCUAACCAGGUGUAUGCGAUCUUGGUGAGCCACCCACCCCAGUCCAACGACCAUCUGACUCCCACUCCGGUGUCCUACACAGCUGGGUUUUACCGUAUCCCUGUAGUGGGCCUCACCACCCGCAUGUCCAUCUACUCUGAUAAGAGCAUCCACCUCUCCUUCCUGCGCACGGUGCCACCCUAUUCCCACCAAGCCCAAGUGUGGUUUGACAUGAUGCGUGAGUUCCAGUGGAAUCACAUCAUCCUGAUUGUGAGUGAUGACCACGAGGGCAGAGCGGCACAGAAAAAACUGGAAACCCUGCUGGAGGAAAGGGAGACGAAGAGUAAAAACAGGAACUAUGAAAACCUCGACCAACUGUCCUUUGACAACAAGCGAGGACCCAAGGCAGAGAAAGUGCUCCUGUUCAGCCAAGACACAAAUCUGACGGCUCUGCUCCAGGAAGCCAAAGAGCUAGAGGCCCGAGUUAUCAUCCUGUCUGCAAGUGAAGACGAAGCCGCAGCCAUUUACAAAGCAGCGCGCCAGCUCAAUAUGACAGGCUCUGGUUAUGUGUGGCUGGUUGGAGAAAGGGAGAUGUCUGGUAAAGCACUGAGUGAAGCCCCAGAUGGCUUGCUCGGCCUUCAGCUUAUCAAUGGCAAGAACGAGUCUGCGCACAUCUACGAUGCCGUGGCUGUGGUGGCCCAGUCCAUUCAGGAGCUCUUUGAGAAGGAGAAUAUCACAGAGCCUCCUCGAGGCUGUGUUGGCAAUACAAACAUCUGGAAGACUGGCCCACUCUUCAAACGAGUGCUGAUGUCAUCCAAGUAUCCAGAUGGCCUGACAGGCCGCGUGGAGUUUAAUGAUGACGGAGACAGGAGGUUCGCCCACUACAGCAUUCUGAACUACCAGAAAACCCGGCUGGUGCAAGUGGGCAUCUACAAUGGCUCGCAAGUUGUAAUGAAUACUCAGAGGAAGAUUAUUUGGCCAGGAGGAGAGACUGAAAAGCCAAAAGGGUAUCAGAUGUCAACAAGAUUAAAGAUUGUCACCAUUCAUCAAGAGCCCUUUGUCUAUGUGAAACCAACGCUACGAGAUGGAACAUGCAAGGAAGAGUACACUGUUAAUGGAGUCCUGAUCAAAAAAGUGAUCUGCACUGGCCCCAAUGAGACCAUUCCAGGUCGCCCCAUAGUGCCUCAGUGCUGCUAUGGGUUCUGCAUUGACCUUUUGAUCAAACUUGCAAUGACAAUGAACUUCACCUAUGAAGUGCAUCUAGUGGCUGAUGGCAAAUUUGGCACUCAGGAGCGUGUAAAUAACAGCAACAAGAAGGAGUGGAAUGGCAUGAUGGGAGAGCUCCUGAGUGGCUUGGCAGACAUGAUCGUGGCUCCACUUACAAUCAACAAUGAACGAGCCCAGUAUAUAGAGUUCUCGAAACCAUUCAAGUACCAGGGGCUCACAAUACUUGUCAAAAAGGAAAUACCACGCAGUACACUGGACUCGUUCAUGCAGCCUUUUCAGAGCACUCUGUGGUUACUGGUGGGUCUAUCGGUCCAUGUUGUGGCGGUGAUGCUCUACCUAUUAGACCGUUUCAGCCCGUUUGGAAGGUUUAAAGUAAAUAGUGAAGAGGAAGAAGAAGAUGCCCUCACCUUAUCCUCUGCUAUGUGGUUCUCCUGGGGUGUACUUCUGAACUCCGGCAUUGGAGAAGGUGCCCCUCGGAGCUUUUCAGCAAGGAUUUUAGGUAUGGUGUGGGCUGGUUUUGCUAUGAUUAUAGUUGCAUCUUAUACUGCCAAUUUGGCAGCCUUCCUAGUGCUGGAUCGGCCUGAGGAGCGCAUUACCGGCAUCAACGACCCUAGGCUGCGAAACCCAUCAGACAAGUUCAUCUACGCCACAGUGAAGCAGAGUUCUGUGGACAUUUACUUCCGGCGCCAAGUUGAGCUAAGCACCAUGUACCGCCACAUGGAAAAGCACAACUACGAGAGCGCCGCUGAAGCCAUCCAGGCCGUGCGAGACAACAAACUCCACGCGUUUAUAUGGGAUUCAGCAGUGUUGGAGUUUGAGGCCUCGCAGAAAUGUGACCUGGUCACCACAGGCGAGCUGUUCUUCCGCUCUGGAUUUGGUAUCGGGAUGCGUAAAGAUAGCCCGUGGAAGCAAAAUGUUUCACUGGCCAUCCUCAGUUCCCAUGAGAAUGGCUUCAUGGAGGACUUGGAUAAAACCUGGGUCCGUUAUCAGGAGUGUGACUCCAGAAGCAAUGCACCAGCCACGCUCACUUUCGAGAAUAUGGCAGGCGUGUUUAUGUUGGUGGCUGGUGGCAUCGUCGCCGGGAUCUUCCUCAUCUUCAUUGAGAUUGCGUAUAAACGACACAAGGAUGCACGCAGGAAGCAAAUGCAGCUGGCUUUUGCAGCAGUUAAUGUAUGGAGGAAGAACUUACAGGAUAGGAAAAGUGGUAGAGCAGAGCCCGACCCCAAAAAGAAAGCCUCUUUUAGGUCCAUCAGUACCAACCUGGCCUCCAACAUCAAGAGACGUAGGUCGUCCAAAGACACGCCAUAUCCUACGGACAUUACCGGCCAGCUCAACCUGUCAGACCCCUCUGUGAGCACAGUGGUGUGAAAGUGGAGAGAGAAAGAGAAUUUGACAGGGAGAAAGAAAGAGAGAGACUGGAAAAGCUUGAGACAACACCUUCAGCAUUUGAGCAAAAUCCACCCCGUCUCAGCAUAUGCACACUGGAUAUGAAACUUUUAUGGACACACUGUGCCAAAUUCAACCACACUGGAGCAAAUUCACACUGCCACACAGCUUCACUUUUUACAAUUUUUUGCACAUAUCUUAUAUGUAAAUAUAUAUUCAGAUUUCUCCACAUUAGGUCAUCAUUCAGUCUUAACAAAAAAACUAAUAAUAAUACUGAAGAGUUUUUCACUUUUAUGAUUCAGACAUAAUUAUGUUACAUACAGUACACAUGUAUAUGUCUUUCUACCUCCACCUAAGAUAUAUGUAGCUUAUCUUAACACUUUGGUAGUGUUUUGAUGUUUUCCCAUUUGAAAAGAGCAAACACAGAACUUACCUUUGACUUCUUUGUAUAUUUAGAUUUGAAAAAGUAGGUUAGGGUAGAAAUUGUGUUGCUGUAAAUACUACCGUAGGUGAAAGUUUGGCGCAUUUUGAUCAUCGUUGCACUUUGCUGUACACUUUGUUUCUUAAUAUGCGAUUCUCUCCCUUCACUGCCGUUUUCAGAACACUCUCCUGAAGUUGUCAAGGUUGCUUUGGACACAUACUGUGGAUCUUUUUUUCACUACUUUAUUUAUUUGUUUAUGUUUUUAAUAUUUUGUACGAAAAUAAUGAUAGCAUAUUACAUGGGGUCUAUCCAGCCAGGGGCUAAAUGUAGCAGAUCCGACCUUGUUUAUCAUAAAAGCUUAAAGACAAAACUUAAAACGAACGAAAGGAACCCUCUUAUGAUAAAGAGUGGCGUAGAUGUAAUGAAGCAGAUAUUAUUACAGGAUUUUUGAGCUUAAUGUUGAACCUUGCUUGAAAUUCCCUGCAAUAAUUUCUGUAUCAUUGUGUUAGCUGGUAGCUAGCAUCUUUUAGCUACCACACUGGGGACCUUUCCUCACAUUAUAUAUAUAUAUCUCAUCAUGUCAUUAUAAUACAGUAUAUGAGCAGUAUUAUAUUUUGUCUGUGUGGAAUAAUAACACUAGAUGCUAUUUCCAUCGUUUGUUGUCAAGCUUUUGCUCUGUGGACUAGUUAAAUGGUUACCAGCAAAAGUGGUAAUUUAUAAUACGAGUCAGUUGUCUUUUUCUGUGGGCUUUUAAAAGUAUACUGACCAAUAAUAGGCGUAUUAGAUCACUGUAUAGAUCGUUUGUCUCAAACAAUCAAUCUGAGGGCUUUGCUAACUAUUGUGAGAAGUUUAGAAUGUGAACUAUGCGUACUGUUACAGUAAGUUAUGAAACUGUUUUAUAAGAUGAACACAUGAAUAUGAGAAAAAUAUAUGUUUUAGAUUAAAAUUGAGAGUUUUUAUAGAAAAACAUUAGAUUCAUGGUUCAGGGUUUGGUGGUCUUUGCCUGAAAAUAUUAUGCUGGGCUGGGUUCAGCAAGUGUCUAAAGUCCAGUUUUACUGUGAACAUGACUGUGAACUGCUUUGUGAAAUUCGUUAUGAAGCGUGUAACACAUUAAGCAGAUACACAAAUUCUCUAUAGAUUCAUAAUCAAUGCUACAUAGAAAAAUAUAUGCUGCCAUAUGCACUGCUGUGUCCAUCAAGCUAAUAUUUGAUCAUAUAAUUGGAUUCUGAGUGGUGGAAACCCACGAUGGUGGCAGGGAAUAAAUAAAAGUGUGCAGCCUGAAGUACUUGUGAGGCUCAAGAGGAAGCACAUCUUUGACAAACAAAGCAAUGUAACCCAUUCACUGUUGUAUGCAAACAUGCAUUAUUUCUAAAGCUUUAAAAUAUUGCAAGGCCAUUUAAAUCUGCUUUCACCCUAUUUCUCGACCACCAAAUCUGCUUUUGAUGACUAUUCUAAUACUGUUUGUGUAAAAAAAAAAACUAAAAAAUGUAUAACUGUUAUACUCCAGUGUACCAAUAAAAUAUAUAUCAAAUGAAAAACUUUA
Messenger RNA from Cyprinus carpio (common carp), 5228 nucleotides. RefSeq names its product glutamate ionotropic receptor NMDA type subunit 1b. Gene Ontology annotation, biological process: chemical synaptic transmission; ionotropic glutamate receptor signaling pathway; monoatomic ion transport. The record is from RefSeq and is a predicted model, not a curated record. Gene Ontology annotation, molecular function: NMDA glutamate receptor activity. NCBI's taxonomy places the organism in Eukaryota, Metazoa, Chordata, Actinopteri, Cypriniformes, Cyprinidae. Gene Ontology annotation, cellular component: synapse; plasma membrane; NMDA selective glutamate receptor complex.